Molecule: messenger RNA, 2213 nt
Organism: Penaeus monodon (black tiger shrimp)
Lineage: Eukaryota; Metazoa; Arthropoda; Malacostraca; Decapoda; Penaeidae
Gene: rb
Product: AP-3 complex subunit beta-2-like
Biological process (GO): intracellular protein transport; vesicle-mediated transport
Cellular component (GO): membrane coat
Source: RefSeq, a predicted model, not a curated record
GACAUGAGGAUGAACAAAAGAAAAUUAGCCAGAAAUACCUAAAUCAUUUUUAUUUCAACACAGGGUAUGUUCGAGCCAUAUCUGAAAAGUUUCUUUGUGCGCUCCAGUGAUCCUACACAUAUUAAGGCCUUGAAACUUCAGGUUCUGACAAACCUUGCAACAGAUGCCAACAUAUCUGUAAUACUGCGAGAAUUUCAAACCUACAUCGGAUCCUCUGAUAAGGAGUUUGUUGCUGCUACAAUCCAGGCCAUUGGAAGAUGUGCCUCAAACAUAAGAGAAGUUACGGACACCUGUCUUAGUGGCCUUGUGUCACUUCUCUCCAACAGGGAUGAGUCUGUUGUGGGUGAGAGUGUUGUAGUAAUCCGGAAAUUACUGCAGAGUGAGACAGUUGGUCACAAGGACAUCAUCAGCCAUAUGGCUCGACUUGUUGAUAACAUCAAGAUUCCCAUGGCUAGGGCAAGCAUCCUUUGGCUCCUGGGAGAGUACUGUGACAAGGUGCCCAAGAUUGCUCCUGAUGUACUCAGGAAGAUGGCCAAGACAUUUAUCACAGAGGAGGACAUAGUAAAGUUGCAGAUCCUGACUCUAGCCACGAAGCUGUAUUUGACAAACCCCAAACAGACUCGCCUUCUCUGCCAGUAUGUGUACAACUUGGCAAAGUAUGACACCAAUUAUGAUAUUCGUGACAGGGCUAGGUUAACAAGAGCUCUUGUGUUUCCAUCUCAAGGGCAUGAAGAUAACAAACUUGCUAAGCAUGCAAAGAAAAUAUUUUUAGCAACCAAACCACCUCCAGUUCAACAGUCAAGUUUUAAAGAUCGGGACCAAUUCCAGCUGAGCACACUCUCUCACUUCAUCAAUGCCAGAGCCAGUGGUUACCAGGACCUUCCUCCAUUCCCUGAUGAAGCCCCAGACCCAAGUGUUCGUAAUGUAGAGAUGCCAACGCCAGUCACCCCUGUCUUCAAGUCCGCUCACCAAAAGAAGAAGCCACAGAAGGUGAAGUCGUUCUACUCAGAUGAAAGCUCACCAGAAGAUGAGAGUGACGAGGAGGAGAGUGAGAGUGGAAGUGAGAGCGAUAGUGAAAGUGACAGCAGUGAAAGUGACAGUUCAGAGAGCAGUAGUGAGGAGGAGAGUGAAUCUGACAGUGAUGAUGAUGAGGAUGAAAAGCAGAGGACAAGAGGGAAGGCCAAGAGAAAGUCUGGCAGUGGAGGUAGAAAACGGGAAGCAUCCUCUUCAGAGAGUGAAUCAUCAAGUGAUGAAGAAUCAGAGAAUUCUGAGACAUCAGAUGACGAUGCCAAGAAGAAGAAAUCGAAAGAGAAGGCGAGUAAUAGGAGCAAAGCAACACAAGGAGGAGGGAACCGCACAAACUUAGACCUUCUCCUUGACCUUGAUGACAUUCCUCCAACUAUGGAUACUCCGCUGCUCACUCCUUCCUUGGGGGGUCUCCUGACACCCACUCCAACAGCACAGCCUGCCCAACCAUUACCUCCUGGGGCUUCUAUUCAACCAGCCUCAGCAAAGUUUGUACCUACAACUACUCAUGAACUCCUGAAUAGAUUUACUGGAGGUGGGCUUUCUGUGGGAGCACGUUUCACCCGAUCCCCACACCUCUAUUCACCCAGAAUGACAUCAGUAGAACUCACUUUCACAAACACUGGAAGUGAAGAAAUCCGUGACAUUAGCAUUGGCAGGAAGAAACUAGCACCAGGAAUGUCUCUACAUGAGUUUGCUGGCAUUGCAGUACUAAAUGCUGAUACCACACUCCAUGGCACUCUUGGUGUGGACUUCAAUGACACCACCCAGCCAGCAGUAUUCGAUCUGAUUGCUGGGGGACGUACAUUUAGCAUUAGUGUUACUGCUCCGAUUGGGGAACUGAUGACUCCACUGGCAAUGAGUGAAGCAGACUUCAAUCUGAACCAGGGAAAGUUAAGGGGAAUGAAUGAACUGAGUGGGACAGCAAAGCCUCCAAGUGGACAGAAGAACAUCAAGGCUCUUGUUGACCAUGUGUAUGAGAUUGCCAACCUCCUACAAGUGCAGAGUUUGAGUGACAGUGUAUUGAAGUUUGGAGGUCAGACAGCUUCAGGGAAAGUUUUGGUGCUUCUGAGCUUGUCCGUCCCAGAGGAUACAGCUGAAUGUUCAAUCACCAUCAACUGUGAGAAGAUGGUUGUUUCAUCAAUGCUUCUGAAAGAGUUGCAGUCAGCUUUAGCCAAGGACUGAAA